Nicotiana tabacum (common tobacco) is the source of this 2093-nucleotide messenger RNA. RefSeq lists its product as uncharacterized. The record is from RefSeq and is a predicted model, not a curated record. Gene Ontology annotation, biological process: protein phosphorylation. Lineage: Eukaryota; Viridiplantae; Streptophyta; Magnoliopsida; Solanales; Solanaceae. Gene Ontology annotation, molecular function: polysaccharide binding; ATP binding; protein kinase activity.
CCAAGCAAAAUUAAACAAUAAAAGAAACUCUACAAACUUCAUUUUUUUUAAAAACAUUCUUGGUUAGUCUUGUUAAUCUUAUUGUUGCUGUUGAUGGUUUUUCCUUUUUUUUAAUCCAAAAGGGUAUAUCAUGGAUUUAUUUUCUUGGUUUUUUAUUUCCAUUUUGUUUCAAUUUUGGUGCUUUGAUUCAGCUCAAGGACAGAACACAUCCUUCUCAAGUUGCACUAAAGAAUUCCAAUGUGGAAACUUAGGAAAUUUGAGCUUUCCUUUCUACAAAUCCACACAACUUGAUUGUGGUUUGUGUAAAGUGAAUUGUGAAGCUACUCCAAAUCCCAUAAUUGAAUUGGAUGGAGUGAAAUAUCAAGCUCUUGAAAAACAGGAAAGUUUCAUCAAAAUUAAGGACACUAUUCUUGGAAACCUUUUGGGAAACAAGAGUUGCCUAUCUUUUGAUAGAAAUCUGUCUCUACCAAUCUCUCCUUCAAUCAAAUAUAGAAUCAGCUCCUUUCUCACUUUGUUCAAAUGCAAUAAUAGCCAAAAGAUACAUGAAGAAGUUUUCACUUCCACAAGAUAUCACAGCUACAAUAGCUGUGAAAGUUUCAUAUUAUACUAUAACCUCUCAAUGGAUUACUAUCCAGGAUUUCCUCUUCCUAGUAGCUGUUCCUUUAUUCGGCUGCCUGUGCCAUCGAAUUCAGAAUCAAAAUCAGAAAACAAUGGCCUAUUUGAUAUGUUAACUGAUGAAGUUGUACUAGUAUGGAUUGUGUCUGAUGAGUGUAAUCAGUGUUAUUACAGAGGAGGCCAGUGUCAAACUGAUAAAACUACUAACAAAUUUCUUUGUUAUAAUACCAAAGUUGCAGGAAAUAUAAAAGGGAAAGUGAUUGUUGCAGUCGCAAGUUUCUUGAUCUCCUGCACUGGAAUCUUGAUUUUGCUCUUCUGCUUCAGAAAAAAGAUUGUAUGGAACAAGUACAUCAGGUUUUGGGAAUCUAAUGCUGAGGAUCACAGAAAUAUUGAAGCAUUUCUGAAGAACUAUGGAUCAUAUGCUCCAAAGAGAUACAACUAUUCAGAGGUCAAAAGAAUCACCAGCCGCUUCAAAAACAAACUAGGUCAAGGAGGAUUUGGUUCUGUAUACAAAGGAACUCUUCCCAAUGGAAGUCAUGUGGCAGUGAAGGUCCUGAAUGAACUAAAAGGAAGUGGUGAAGAAUUCAUUAACGAGGUGUCAAGUAUUAGCAGGACAUCACAUGUUAACGUCGUGAGCCUUGUGGGAUUUUGUUUUGAGGGUCGCAAAAGAGCACUCAUUUAUGAAUUCAUGCCAAAUGGAUCUCUAGAAAAGUUUAUCUAUGAGGAAAGAUCUGACAAUGUUCGCAAAUUGGGCUGGCCAAUAUUGUACAAAAUUGCACUAGGCAUUGCUCGAGGAUUGGAGUACUUGCAUCGUGGUUGCAACACUCGGAUUUUGCAUUUUGAUAUAAAGCCUCAUAAUAUCCUACUUGAUGAUGAUUUUUGUCCUAAGAUCUCCGACUUUGGUCUUGCAAAACUCUGUGUGAAAAAGGAGAGCGUUGUGUCGAUGCUAGGUGCACGAGGGACUAUCGGUUAUAUAGCUCCAGAAAUAGUAUGCAGAAACUUGGGAGGUGUCUCUCACAAGUCUGACGUCUAUAGCUACGGAAUGAUGGUCCUAGAGAUGGUUGGAGGAAGGAAGAAUGUUGAUGUUGGAGUUGAUCGCACAAGUGAAAUCUACUUUCCACAUUGGCUCUAUCGACGAAUUGAACUAGACGAAGAGCUUCAACUAAUCGGGAUAAUGAACGAAGAGGAGAAAGAAUGUGCAAAAAAGAUGGUGAUAAUGAGUUUAUGGUGCAUACAAACUGAUCCCUCGAAUCGACCAUCGAUGAGCAAAGUUGUGGAAAUUUUAGAAGGAAACCAAGACUACUCUUUGCAAAUACCUCCCAAGCCUUACCUAUACUCUUCCUCAAUAUCAGAGGAAGACUCAUCAUCAGUAGCAGAACUGAGAUAAUCUUUGUUUGUUGAUAUGUCAACUAUUAUCUGUGUAGUCUUGUUCUGUUAUGGAAUUUUAGCAAAAGCUGGUACUGUUUGUUUCUGUUUUU